Messenger RNA from Emiliania huxleyi CCMP1516, 1173 nucleotides. RefSeq names its product spermidine synthase. Lineage: Eukaryota; Haptophyta; Isochrysidales; Noelaerhabdaceae. The transcript is spliced from 11 exons. Gene Ontology annotation, molecular function: spermidine synthase activity. The record is from RefSeq and is a predicted model, not a curated record. Gene Ontology annotation, cellular component: cytosol. The coding region runs from base 1 to 1173 and encodes 390 amino acids. Gene Ontology annotation, biological process: spermidine biosynthetic process.
AUGGCGGUGCGAGACAACUGGUUCACCGAGAACGAGGUCAUGUGGCCUGGGCAGGCCAUGUCGCUCAAGGUGGAGGAAGUCCUCUUCGAAGGCCGCUCCAAGUUUCAGGACAUUCUCGUCUUCCGGUCGUCGACGUACGGAACGGUGCUCGUGCUCGACGGCGUCAUUCAGCUCACCGAGCGCGACGAGCACGCGUACCAGGAGAUGAUCGCGCAGCUGCCGCUCCACUCGCACCCCAACCCGCAGUCGGUCCUCAUCGUCGGCGGCGGCGACGGCGGGGUCUGCCGCCACCCGGACGUCGCGAGCGUCACGAUGUGCGAGAUCGACGAGCUGGUCUGCGAUGUCGCCAAGAAGUACCUCUCGCACUCGACCGCCACCGCCUUCGACGACCCGCGCGUGCACGCCGACGCGGCCGAGUACGUCAAAGACAAGUGCGACGCGUACGACCUGGUGAUCGUCGACUCGUCCGACCCGAUCGGCCCGGCAGAGACGCUCUUCACCUCCUCCUUCUACAGCUGCCUCCGCAAAGCUAUGCGGCCGGGCGCGAUCAUGUGCAACCAGGGCGAGUGCAUCUGGCUGCACCUGCCGCUCAUCGCCGACUGCCUCCGCUCCUGCCACGAGAUCUUCCCCUCGGUCGACUACGCCUACACCACCAUCCCCACCUACCCCUCCGGCCAAAUCGGAUUUCUGCUCUGCUCGACGGCGGCCGGGGCCGUGCUGCGCAGGCCGUUGCGCGAGCCGACCCCCGAGAUGCAGGCGCAGCUCAAGUACUACUCGCCCGCCGCGCACGCCGCGGCCUUCAUCCUGCCGCGCUUCGCCGAGGAGACGGUUGCCGCGGUGCGCAAGCCGCCGAUGCCUUACGCGUGCACUUCUGGCGCGCCGCCGCUCCUCACUCGCUCCAGCCUCGCGCUGGCCGCUGUCGGGGCGUAUGUCAACGUGCCGCUGGUGACGACGGCGCGCGCGGCGCUGUGCAAGCAGAUGGGCGCGCUCUUCCUGACGCAGUGGCGCGCCCACCGGCAUGUGUGCGAGAACUUCUCGCCGUGGCGCAACGCCACCGAGUGCACGGGGAUGCGCUUCUACCACUGGGGCGCGCUGGCCGGCUUCAUCGGGCUGCUCGACGCAGGCUUCUACCAGAGGCCGCGGCAAGCGGCUGCUGACUUCACGAUCACGUAG